Messenger RNA from Osmerus eperlanus (European smelt), 5499 nucleotides. It is a transcript of the gene nr6a1a, whose product is annotated as nuclear receptor subfamily 6, group A, member 1a. Gene Ontology annotation, molecular function: nuclear receptor activity; sequence-specific DNA binding; zinc ion binding. The record is from RefSeq and is a predicted model, not a curated record. NCBI's taxonomy places the organism in Eukaryota, Metazoa, Chordata, Actinopteri, Osmeriformes, Osmeridae. Gene Ontology annotation, biological process: regulation of DNA-templated transcription. The transcript has 11 exons. Bases 125 to 1591 code for a protein of 488 amino acids. Gene Ontology annotation, cellular component: chromatin.
CCACGGUCCGCGUAGUGAUCCAAAGAGCGGAGGACCGCGAAGCAAAGCGCUAUAGCAGUUACGAAUUAAAUAGUUGUCUAAAGCGUCCGGUUCAUAGAAUCCAGUGCAGCUUUCAUGAAGAAGGAUGGAGAUAGAGAAGAGGACAAAUGGGUUCGAAUACUCAGAGAAGAACAGUGCGAAGUCCGUUAAUGGCUUCUAUGCUGACCACUCACUAGAAGGCGAACAGAAUGAUGGGAUGGAUGAUCCAGCUGACCAGCGUACCUGCCUUAUCUGUGGAGACCGCGCCACAGGCCUGCACUAUGGCAUCAUCUCCUGCGAGGGCUGCAAGGGCUUCUUCAAGCGCAGCAUCUGCAACAAGCGCGUCUACCGCUGCAGCCGCGACAAGAACUGCGAGAUGUCGCGCAAGCAGCGCAACCGCUGCCAGUACUGCCGCCUGCUCAAGUGUCUGCAGAUGGGCAUGAACCGCAAAGCAAUCAGGGAAGAUGGGAUGCCAGGUGGAAGAAAUAAAAGCAUCGGGCCUGUGCAGAUCACGGACGAGGAGAUUGAGAGAAUUAUGUCGGGACAGGAGUUCAAGGAGGACGCCGGUCUACCAGAACAUACCUGGGGCAACAACGGCGACAGCGACCACAGCUCCCCUAGCAACGGUGCCUCGGAGGGGAACCAGCCAUCCCCGGCCUCCACUCUGUCAUCCAGUCGCUCGGUGGAGAUCAACGGCUACACCGCGGCCCUCAGGGACCAGUACAUCAACACCUCCAUGUCCACUCCCUACCAGCUGCUCCCGCACCUCUUCAGCUACGCCGCCCAGUCCGGCCUGCUGGCCCCGCAGCCCCGCAGCCUCUACCCCCAGUCCCACCCCCUGGUGCUGCAGCUGGUGGCGGCCGAAGACCUCGCCCCCCUGGCCACGCCCAUGCUGAUCGAGGACGGGUACAAAGUGACCCAGGUGGAGCUGUUUGCGCUGCUGUGUCGCCUGGCGGACGAGCUGCUGUUCCGCCAGAUCUCCUGGAUCAAGAAGCUGCCGUUCUUCUGCGAGCUGUCCAUCGAGGACUACACCUGCCUGCUGAGCUCCACCUGGCAGGAGCUCAUCCUGCUCUCCUGCCUCACCAUCUACAGCGCCCAGAUCUUCGGAGACCUGGCCGGCGUCACCGCCAAGUACACGCCCUCCGACGACGAGCUGCAGGGGUUUAGUGAAGAUGGCAUGGAGGUGAUGGAGAGGUUGAUAUAUCUGUUCCGCAAGUUUCACCAGCUGAAGGUCAGCAACGAGGAGUACGCCUGCAUGAAAGCCAUCAACUUCCUGAACCAAGAUAUUCGAGGGCUGACCAACGUGAGCCAGCUGGAGCAGCUGAACAAGCGCUACUGGUACGUGUGUCAGGACUACACGGAGCACAAGUACCCCCACCAGCCCAAACGCUUCCCCGAGAUCAUGAUGUGUCUGCCCGAGAUCCGCUGCAUUGCAGGGAAGCUGGUGAAUGUCCCUCUGGAGCAGCUCCCCUUGUUGUUCAAAGCAGUGCUGCACUCCUGCAAGUCCAGCCUCAGCAGCUACAGGACAGGCUCCUCCCUCUGUCUGACCUCAGGUACCUCCCCCGCAAACUGAGCCCCCGAGACCCCGGACCCCGCCCCCCCCCCCUCCCCUUUCCCUCAGAGGUACCCUGGGGGGACCAAGGGACCGGUCUCCCUUCCUGUGAAUGUGACAAGCAGCUUUUUUUUCUCUAUAUAUUUAUUACACGACAGAGCUGAAUGUAUGCUGAUUUACACUGUGCACAUGCUUCUGUACAAAAGGAAAUGCACAAAAGGUGUGUUGGUCUUUGAAGUUUACAAGUGUGUAUCCGAUCGCUCAUCGUGUCGGUGUUGCCAUGGUUAGAACUAGAUUUUAAAGAUUUAUUUUGUUCGGAUGGGGACGGAUAUUAUUGAGUUGAUAAGUGUUUUGAGACUACCUCAGGAAGAUUAUGAUGCAAUUUCAGGUACCUUUUCUGGCUGUUUGAAAUGAGUUUCCCAGUCCAGUAUACCUCUAAACCCUACGGAUACUUUCAACCUGUUAAUCAUAUAUUAUAUAUUAUAUCGUAUAACAUUUCAAGAUUUACGGUGAGGUGAAUUUUUGUUUUUAGGUGGAGGUUUCGUGGGCUUUUCAUUGAAAUGUAUCUUAUGGGUAUUUUUCUACAAUCAUAGACUGGGGAAACAGAGCGAUGUAUUGCAAAGUUAAGAGAGAUUAGGAUUGUUCUUAGCCUUAGUGUUUUGUUGUUCGACCAAAGUGUUAUGCAAAAAAUCCCUCAUGGGUGAGGGGGCUAGUUGAUAGUUAAACCAAAGUUAUUCGAAUGAAUGAAGGACCAGGAUAAUAAAUUAAUCAAUGGGAUCAGGAGAGGAGACCAUCUGCUGGACAGUAGCUGGUUCUCAUCCUGACCCUUUUUACUAAGACCCCUCCGUCUCUGUAGCAGCCCCCCUCGUCUCCUGAACCGUCCCAGAGCUCUGCUCCCAGGUACCUCCAUGCCCAGCUCUGAGCCUCAGCACAUCAGCACAGGUUCGCUGGGCCUGUGGGUCUGCACACACGGGCUGGAAACCACUCACAACCGGCCCUGCUUAUCCAUCCACACCACGUCUAAAAGGCUGAGUUGUGCCUUUAGCAUGGCCGCCUUUUGACUCUUCUAGAGGUGGAUCCUUUUUCUUUAGUCCGACAGGUCAGUCUGAUCUGUUUGGGGCUUGCUUAUGGAUUCAGACUGGGCUGAUAGGCAGCCUGUUCUCUCUGGCUUGCACAUCAUCCGUGACAGGUAUGCGCACGGUUAAAGAGCCGCACAGAUACAUUGGUUUUUAUUUACGACGUCUGAAAUGAUGAUGUCAACCAUUUGAAGUGUCUUUUUGAAGUGCUCAAGUAGCCGUUUCACGCGCGUACGUUGUCGGAAACUUUGAUGAAAUGCAGUCCUUGCAACGACUCUCUUUAGCACGCCGCGGGGAGGUUGGAGACAUGACUAUGACCAUGACCAUGGCCAGGUGCCCUCCCGGCGUGCUGCUCUCUCUCAGGUCCUCCUGGGCCUGCAUCGAAACAGGGUAAAGUGAGUGUGAUGUAUUGCAUUCAGGAGUUACUCAGUGAUCAUUAUGCUGAUGUAAUUGUAGGAUUUGUAGAUUGUUAGAAUUCAAGACGUUGGAAGUCCCUUGUAGAACGCGUUUUAAGUUUUUUCUUGUUUUGUUUUUUUCUUUCGUUUUGUUCCACCAAAAGGGGGUGUUGCUUGGGGGGGGGGGGGUUUGUUCGCAAGCUUGCAGGACAGAUUUUUCUGGAGGCGUUUAGAGAGAAAUAUGGCAGAUAAUGGAGAGGGGUGCAGGAGAUGCGAUUGGUCAGAUCAGUUGAUGACGAGCCACGCCAUCAUGGGAGCGCCAUGUCUCUCCCUCUCUGGGGAGAAAAUGACCAUGUGAUCAGACUGUCUCGGAUGCGAAUGAUCUACUCUGAUGAGUCGUGCGUGCCAGUCACCGGGCCAUGUCUGCAAUCUGUCCGUGUCUCAUGCAGCGAUAGCACAGCCAUCUCCUUUUCCCCCAGCCUCACCCUCUCUUUCACCAAUGCAGUGUACCGUUUGUUAUUAUUUUCAGUCAGCCACAUUUUCAUAAUCAGUGUUUUUGGAGGGUUUUGUAAAAAAAAAAAGAAAAAAAAACUUUGUCAUGUUUACCCUUGUAGUUUGUGACUGUUUCGGUUUAUUGUUGUUUUGGAGUGAAGAUGAUCAUUUGCUUAAUUUUUUGGAUCUAUUGUUGUUGGAUGUUGGACGUGAUUAUACUAUAAGAACUCCUUCCCUUAAACACAGUAUACCUUCAUACAAGUGUUUUGGGGUUUGCCAACUUACAUACGGUCACCGGAAGUAACAACAACCUGUUACUGAUUUCCUGCCUGCUUUAAGUUGUCAUGGACGGGACACUGUACUGUAGAGUCAUUGAACGUGAGGUGUGGACGUGGUCAUUCUCAGUGUCAACCUGAUUUAAGAUGGAGCAGUGGCCCUUUUACUGGGCUGGUCGCAGCAUGUGGUUCUCCUAAACUCAGGGAACAGUACUUUUUAGGGACCGUGUUUGACGGGCCAGUUCAUGGGCUGCUCCUUCGGCAGUAGAGUAGUUUAUCAGUCCUAGAGGCCUAACCACAUGAGCAGGCUUCCUAGGUCACACAAAAUGUCACCCCACUACCUUACCGCCACCACUGUGUUGACCACGCGUGUGUCCUGAAUAUGUUAUAAAGAUUCUUGAUGAUUUUUUUGGGUAACUUUUUUUUUUCUUUCUUUUCAAUGAUGUGUAUUAACAGAUCAUGAAUAUGUCGAUUGCAAUUUCUAUACUGAAACUACCUCUUUUUUUGUUAUGUCAUCAGGUUGCUUACUUUCACAUACGUACACCUUUUAUAAUUCUUAUUUAUUGGUUUCAUUGAACCAAUGUUCUGUUAUUCUGUGUAUCUUGCUUCAUGCAGUGACCUCUCUCACAAGCGCUGUUAUCUUCUUUCCUUUUUUUUUCUUUCAAAAAUACGUUGCCUCAUGUUCCGUGCUACCUCAGGCCAGACUGGCGGUUAACCCUUUCAAGGGCGAGCCUCGUGCUGGCCACCAUGACCGUUUACAUACUCGAUCUAGCAUUGCUCUGUAAUCAGUGAGACUAUUUACCACAUAGGUACUCUACUGUUCAGGUAUAACUGAUAAUCUUUCUGUAGCACAUUUCUAAUGUCAUCCAUUUAUUUUCCAAGGACCCUCUUUCCAGAGAUUUCCAGUGGCAGUGAAUGUACUGUGUAUGUAUUCACCUGUAUUCCUAGGUAGUAUUCAUAAAUGGAAGUGAUCUUAUGGCUGUUACAUCAUGCUUAUUUUUCCGUGUGAACAUUUGUGAGUGCAUCCUAUUAAUGUGUGCUAUAACCUUUACCUCAAUGUUUUCAUCCUGUGGCCCAUGGGUGGUAUCCAAUGGUUUUGUAUACUUUCCUGUUAUGUAUUAACAUAUUUGUCAAGAUAAUGUACCAAACAAUCUAUAAAUGGAGUGUAAAAUUGGGGUUAAAUAAUCAGUAUCAUGUUUGAAAACUCCAAUGCUGCUUGUGAAUGAUUAUCAGUUAGAAUGUAAUAGUGUUCUGAAUGUAAUUGACUGUUUACAUGCUUUCCCUUCACCAACCUGACUGACUCACUGCGCAGAGAGCCACUGUGUUCUUCGUCACGUACUAAACCAACUGUCUGUCACCGUGUGAGUCGGUUGAUUUCAGGAAGAACUUAGUGUCAUCUCCCCAAGUGUUACAUCGGUGUUAUAAGUCAUUCAGACAGGCCCGUCAUCUCAGAGCUCACGGUGGGAAAUAUUAGAUCAGUGAAAGAGCAGUAAAAUCAUUGAAUAUAUCUCAGGGAAUAACUUGUUACAGAUUUCCACUGCCUAAUACUGCUUGUCGUGUUUCUCAACAAGCUCACGAGGACCUCUCUCUGGUUAAUUUAACUACCUGUGAAGAAUGUGAUCCAUAUGUGUUUAAAAGCAUGUUUAGAAUGUUUUAGGACUUGAAACCAAAUAAAUGUGAACGUUAUGCAA